Daktulosphaira vitifoliae (grape phylloxera) is the source of this 1434-nucleotide messenger RNA. RefSeq lists its product as uncharacterized. The record is from RefSeq and is a predicted model, not a curated record. NCBI's taxonomy places the organism in Eukaryota, Metazoa, Arthropoda, Insecta, Hemiptera, Phylloxeridae. Bases 74 to 1396 code for a protein of 440 amino acids. The transcript has 8 exons.
UGCUACUGUUUAUGUCACAAUUUAAACUUCAAAGUUAACUGAAAUAUAACGUGUGUAAUCUAUUAUUAAAGAUAUGUUGGCUAAUGUACUUUCAGUUCUAUAUUUGGCAGUUUUUGUAUUAGCUGUCGAAAAUAAUGAUGAUAAUUUGUUACCGAACGAACGUGAAUCAAAGGCAUGGAAUAUUCUAGACGGAACAAAACGCAAUUGUAUGGGAUUAAAUGGGAGAUCGGGAGUAUGCACAACACAAGAAAAAUGUACAGAAAUUAAUGGAAAAACAGUAGGAAGAUGUUUUCCAUUUGAUACUUGUUGUUCAGCACCAUUGAAUUCUUGUGGAGGAUACUCAGGAUCAAGCACUAUAUACUUUCAAAAUCCAGAAACAUUUCAACAAAGUUGUACAUACAAGGUAAACAUCAAGAAAAAUGUGUGUCAAUUAAGAAUCGACUUUGAAAGAUUUUCUUUGAGUCAACCUACGACAUCUAACAACAGCACAGCUUAUCAAUGUGACACCGACCAAUUUACUUUAAUUUCUAGUGAUAAUACUAAGUUAAACAUUCCUAUUCUAUGUGGUGAAAACUCUGGUCAACAUGUUUAUGUGCCACUUGAGUCAAAAACAAUAUUGGAUUCUAGUACCAUCAAUAAUAUAAACAUUUAUAAUAGAGUGAAAUCGCAAAUCACACUGAAAUUUCAAUUGACUGCUCGUGAUGAAGAUAGUACUGAUUCUGAACCGACAUGGAAACUGAAGAUUUCGCAAAUUGAAUGUCAACCAAAUUCGAUGAACUGGUGGAAAAUUAAAGAUAUGGCACGUCAGGUUUGGGAUUGGGAAGACGAAGAUGAUAAGGACAUUACAACACCUAAAUACGCUCUAGCACCCGAGGGAUGUUUACAAUACUUCACCGAAAAAACUGGUACGAUUGAGAGUUUUAACUACAACAAGGGACUUGGUCACUAUACAGGUGGUUUAAAUUACGCCAUUUGUUUCAAACGAGCCUCCGACACGUGUGGUAUUCGAUUAAAACCAGUUAAAUUUCAAUUGGCCUACAAUAGUAAACAAUACAAUUCUGUGGAUCGAGACUGCGAUACGGCAGUAACCACACAAGAUGUCACAACAGAAUCAAUAACAACAGAUGCAGCUCAGAUAAUGAGAAGAUUAAGAAGAGCCGUGACUGUCAGUGACGAUGGCGUACACAAUGACUACCUGCUCAUACCUGACGGCAAAACAUCAACCGGCAUUUAUGGGUCUAAAUUCUGCGACAGUGGUUUAAAUGGAUCUGGAGUGAUAGCAAAAGCCCAUGGACCUAUAGCAAUAUCUUUUGUCAGUGAUGAUAUUAUUGAUCCUGAUGAAGAUGUUGAAAAAGGAUUUAAAAUUAAUUAUUCAUUAAUGAAUACCGGAUGUUAAAUUGUAUUAAUUUUUAAUAUAAUUUUAUGUAUCAGCAA